UGUACCAAUUUUUAUUUACAGUUGUUAGCAUUUUAACAACCCGAACUUGCUAGAGUAUUGUUUUCUUUAUCGCUGGUGUCUUCGGACAAAAGAAGAAUAUGUCGUUAAGACCAACAAAAUACCAGAAGCGGGAAAAUCGUAACAGUGACUUCUGCUGUGUACCACAGUGCGCCAUGUCGGGGAAAUUCAACUCCACCAUAAGUUUCCACCACUUUCCAAAGGAUGACACCUUAAGAAAAAUAUGGAUACGUAAUGUGAGACGUGAAAAUUUCGUCAUUAAGAGGACCACAACAGUCUGCAGUUGGCAUUGCCUCUCCACGGACGUCAUCCAAGGUGGGAGACGGCGUUUAAAGGAGGAUGCUGUACCUGUACUUUUCGCCUGGAACAACUACUCUCUGCCGGUAGCCAGACCGAGUGUCUGGGAGAGGACACAGCGACCAGAGGAGGAAUUAAUAGAAGAGGAAGAGAUGAAUGUUGAUUUCUUACUUCAGUGCCAUGAUUACAAUGCAAGACCAGAACCAGCAGCUCUGGAUACAGCACAGGAGAUAAUUGAGGCGCAGCAGCUGGUGAUAGAGGAGCUGAGGAAGAGACUGGAGGAGAUCUCACUGAAACAAUCGUUUGGUUUGGAGAGGUUUCUGGCAUCAGAUGAUGACAUCAGAUUCUAUACCAGAGCUGCUGCCUUUCAAUGAUUGAUGAACUGU
This is a messenger RNA of Cheilinus undulatus (humphead wrasse), 701 nucleotides long. RefSeq names its product THAP domain-containing protein 1-like. Lineage: Eukaryota; Metazoa; Chordata; Actinopteri; Labriformes; Labridae. The transcript is spliced from 2 exons. Gene Ontology annotation, molecular function: sequence-specific DNA binding. The coding region runs from base 99 to 689 and encodes 196 amino acids. The record is from RefSeq and is a predicted model, not a curated record.